Amaranthus tricolor (Joseph's coat) is the source of this 2696-nucleotide messenger RNA. RefSeq lists its product as uncharacterized. The coding region runs from base 293 to 2476 and encodes 727 amino acids. The transcript is spliced from 4 exons. The record is from RefSeq and is a predicted model, not a curated record. Gene Ontology annotation, biological process: regulation of photomorphogenesis. Lineage: Eukaryota; Viridiplantae; Streptophyta; Magnoliopsida; Caryophyllales; Amaranthaceae.
GUUGAUGUCGUCGAUCUUCUUUAGCAAAGCAAUAUCGUCCACAAAUUCAAUUCUUUCAAAUUGGACCAUGUAUGAAACAGGUCCCAGAUUCUGCACUUACUUGGAUGAUAACUAUGUCUAUAUGCUUUUUACUCUAACUGGAAAACCCAUUUUUUCCUCUUAAAUGUCCAAACUUUGCUUGGAUGGCUCCAUCAAUACCCAAAUUCCUUCUCAACUUUUUCUGGGAGCAAGUACAUUUUAGUUAGCACACUGCUCCAACGCGGCAAAAAGGAUUACUCUUUCCGCGAGUGACAUGCCUGAUCAUAUUGAAGCAACAUACAUGACACCUUUGCAAGCCCAUCGUCCCAGCUGGAUAUCCCGUUGGGAUAAUAUAAUUUCUAAGCCAGAAUCCACAGGGGACAGUACUCCAUUGAUUUGUUACAAGGAAGAAAAUAUCGAUAACAGAGGUUGCCUGAUGCAAAACAUACUUACAAUGGAAAAUGGUCUUCAAUCAAGGGAAGGAACACGUAAAGGUGCUGAAGAAAUAAAGACAAGAAUUUUUCAUGCGGAUUUGACUGAGAAACCAGGGAAUUAUGGAAAUAAAAUCAGUAAUUUACUCUUUCCAACUCGAAACUUUUUCCAAAAUAAACAGAAAGCUGCCGCAUUUGAGACAGAAGGCGAUCAUGAGUUGGGCCGCAACUCCAUGGCGUUAGCGUUAACUAUUGGCAAUGAGGGUACUUCUAGAGACUUCAAAGUCAAGAGUAAUGUGCAACCAGCCAUGCCGCGUUUAUACGAAGAACAGAAAGGUAAAGCCAUGUCUCGGUCCCACACAUAUGAUAAAACGGAUGCUUCGAAGCCGGUUGUGGUGUUUGAACGACAUUUUUCGAAUGAUAAUUUCACAUGCUUUAAUCAAGAUGGUUGUAAGUUUCAAAAGUCCUCGUCGAUAUUGUUUCACGAGAAGAAGUUGGAAAAUGACCUUUGUCAUAAAUCUGGACCGAGUGAUGAACAUUUUCGACAUGAUUGUUCGCCUAGUAAAAAGAAUUUCCAGUCCUUUUUCCUCAAAAAACAGUCACAAAACAUUCCCGGCCAACCCCUUAAUCGGGUUCCUUGUUCUUUUCGUAAUGUCGAGACUAUGAGGAUUUGUACAAUGGUAGAUUCUGUGGAAAAUUCACCCGGAGACCCUCCCAAAAUUUCUCAGAGAGCCCACCAUAUUCUAUUCACAAAAGAAACCUGUGUUAACUUGUCUAAAGGACAUCAGAUGAUUGGAAAACCGACCUCUGAUCAUCGAGAAGAGAAUACAUUUGAUGGGUCGUUUAGCACGUCUCCAAAAUUUCACUCAACAGGAGUGAAAAUCCGACCUCUGUCGACCUCCACUGAUAGCGAAGAAAUGGAAAAUACAGGGAAUCCUUCCUGCUGUAAAGCGAGUUCAGGGAAUGAAGCGUCUGCUGAAACCAAUGGAAUGCUACUACGACCAAAUAUGACUAAUCGAGAAGAGAAGACAUUUGAUGGGUAUUUUAGUGUGUCUCCGAAUGUUGCAUCUCAAGAAAGAGGAGUGAAAACUCAACCUCUGUGGAACGUUGCUGAUAGCGAAGAAAAGGGAAAUAUAGGUAAACCUUCCACUUGUAUAGCAAGCUCGAGGAAUGAAGCUUCUGCAGAAACUGAUGGAUUGCGUGUAGGAGCUCUUGAAAGGCUGCAUAUCUUAUUGGGUACUGGAUCGUCUCCAUUAACUAAGGAUGAUACAAUGGAAGAGCGUAACCGACCUGCCCCGUGUGAUUCAAGCACGAACAGGGCCCGAAGCCAAAGGCCCAUUACAGACAUACCCGAUAUCAACGAAGAGCUCCCUGGCAUCCAACCAGCAGUUAGCUCAACAGAUGGAAACGGGCCAAGUACCUCAAGAGUCCAUAGUUUGAGUGCCAAACAACUCUUUUCAUGUCACGAACAGACCUCAAAACCCGAGUGCACUAACACCCACCAAGUACGUUCUGGCCCUGAUGCAAGUAAUAGAUGGAUUAAGCGGCUCAAGCUAAAUUCCGAUGAUUCAUUUGGACUCGGUACUAAGAGUUCAGACAUGGGGGAAGGCUCGUCAAAUGAAAAAUUCAAUAUGUUCUUCAAGAAAAUAAUGAAAUGCAAUCGAGAAAGUCUCGAUGCUAAGCUACGCAAUUAUCACGGUAAAGAACAAAUGGCAAUAGAUCAGAAUGUCGAGUCAAUUAGAAGCGGAGACCUUUUAUCCGUGGGUUCAAGGAAGAGAAAUCGAAGCGUGGAUCAUGGUUGCUCAUGGAUUCAGAGAUGGUGUUCCACCGCUUCUACGCCUAGUAAACCUAAGCCUCUCGUUAUUUGUGAGCCCCAUAGCUGGAAGCUCGGGCAGGAUGAGGUUGCAAAGAAGCAGUUCCCGAGUAUUGAUGCCAUGGCGCUGAUGGGGAAAGCCAUGAAUGGAUUUAAGUCCUGCGAAUUCACGAAAAGAGGGCCUGUCGUAGUUUGGAACACCAAAGAGUAUUAAGAAUUACAGGUCGAGGAGUGCCCAGUUGAACCUCGUCUGCUGUAGUUUGAUAUGGUCAGUUGUCGUUUGUCGAUUACUUUUUAUUUCUCGAUUAUUAUAUGAGUUUUAAUCUUUUGAGAUUAAGACGUUGACACUGUUUUAUUAUUAUAAAAUACGUUGAUAACUUGAUAUUUUGAAUUGUAUUAUACAGCAUGAUUAUAAUUUUGAGAUCCUUUGUUGA